AUGAGGUCGUCCGUGCUGGUCCUGUUCCUCUUCUUCAGUGCCCAGGCUGUGGCCACCAUCAGAGGGGACUCGUGUACCGCCACGACGGCACAGCAGCAGGAUCCAGGCGACAGCCCCGACUCCAUCCCCACAGUGGACCCCAAACUCUUCACCAAGCGCCACUACCUCUCACCCAGGGUGCUCUUCAGCUCUCUGCCCCCUGACGCGGAGCCGGCGGCAGGGUCGCAAGGUCCCGGGAGAAGGAGCCGCAGGCGAACAGGGCAGCCUCAGCACCGAGGCGUGUACUCGGUGUGUGAGAGCAUCAGCGUCUGGGUCGGCAACAAGACCAAGGCCACGGACAUCUCAGGCAACGAGGUGACAGUGCUCCCAGAUGUGAAUAUCAACAAUGUCAACAAGAAGCAGUACUUCUUUGAGACGACGUGUCACAGCGCUCGCUCAGGCGGCUCGGGCUGUUUGGGGAUCGACGCGAGACACUGGAACUCCUACUGCACCAACUCACACACUUUUGUACGAGCGCUGACUUCCUUUAAAAACCUGGUGGCCUGGAGGCUCAUACGCAUCAACGUGGCCUGUGUGUGUGUGCUCAGCCGGAAGUCGUGGCGGCAGUGA
Seriola dumerili (greater amberjack) is the source of this 609-nucleotide messenger RNA. It is a transcript of the gene ngfb, whose product is annotated as nerve growth factor-like. Gene Ontology annotation, molecular function: nerve growth factor receptor binding; growth factor activity. The transcript has a single exon. The record is from RefSeq and is a predicted model, not a curated record. Lineage: Eukaryota; Metazoa; Chordata; Actinopteri; Carangiformes; Carangidae. Bases 1 to 609 code for a protein of 202 amino acids. Gene Ontology annotation, biological process: negative regulation of neuron apoptotic process; positive regulation of peptidyl-serine phosphorylation; nerve development.